AUGCAGCGUGGUAUUGCAGGGAAGGCCUUGCAGGACCCAGUCGGGAUCACGGCGUUUCUUGGAGGCCACAAAAGGUUUGCGGGCAAAAUGAAGACGCGAUAUGAGGAUUUCAUUGUAAAGGAGAUCUCAAAAGAGGGUGAGGUCGUGGAAUCGAGCAAGGAAGGCAGCUUGCCUUUGGAGUUCAGGUCGCUUAAGGCUUCCACUGGCAAGCAUGCACGUAUGGUCCUCGCAAAGGAGAACAGAGAUGUAGCGGAUGCUGUUGCCAUGCUGGCUAAGCAUUUGCGCAUUGAUGCACGGAAGAUCGCCUUCCAUGGCCUGAAGGAUCGGCGAGCUGUCACAUAUCAGCAUAUCAGCGUACCAUGGGAGCUUCUAAAUGAGGAGCUCCUGGCAUCCUCAAUGUCGUCCUCGACCUGGGACCGUGCCGUGCACAUCAGCAACUUGACCAGGCAGGAUACUCACUGCCAUCUCGGAUGGAUGCUGGGAAAUGACUUCUGCAUAGCUCUGCGGGCUGCUGAGCUACAUGCCCACGCGGUCCCUGUAGAUCCUGGGGCAGCGCGAGCCAUGCUGAUGUCUCAAAUUGAGGAGGCAUCACGAAAUCUUUGCAGCAUUGGUUUCGUGAAUUACUUCGGUCGGCAGCGGUUCGGGCCCUCUGCCUGCAGCCCAUUGAUUGGCAAGGCCAUGGUUUGUGGGCAUCACGAGAUGGCCUGCCGGCACAUCGUCUGCUCCAUGCGUGAGGAUGCAGUUGGCUAUUUCGAGCACUUGUUCGCGCGACGCGAGUUCAAGAAGGCACUGGCCGAGACGCCAGCCCGGUGUGCUGUCGAGCGGCGGGUCUUGCGGCAUCUCUGUGCCAGUCCAGACGACUACCGUGGGGCACUGGGCUCCAUACCACGCCGACAGCGCCUGUUUUUUGCACGUGCCUUUGCAUCACUGCUCUGGAACAAGGUGGUCUCAGCAAGGCUGGAAGCCUUUGGCCGAGAGGUAUUUCCUGGAGACCUCGUCUUGAUACGUCGGGAAGAGGGCGAGCAAGAGGAGAGAAUGCCGCACAAUCAGUCGAGGUACGUGGCCAAGGGGCAGCGUCCGGACGUUCGUCUGCCAGAAGUCCGAACGAUUCGCCCUGGCGAACAAGGCGAUAUCCCCUUCUCUGAUGUUGUUCUGCCUGUCCCGGGCGAUCAAUGCGUUUAUCCGGACCAUCUUCCAACCCAAAGGCUUUACGCAGAGGUGAUGCAGGACAACCUCUUCCCAUACAAGCUUUUUUCCGAACUGGAGCAGUCUUACCUGGAGGGCUCAUAUCGGCAUGCGAUAGCAACUCCGCUCUCAUUCCGCGCCCGAUGUGUGGGUUACGUUGAGCCGUGCAGCCGACUGAUGGUAUCGGCACUGGACCACAUCAGAGGACGCAGACUGGAGCCAGGUCAUGUUCUGGAGCUUGCCAGUGACAGCGCAGUUGCCGAACCAAGGCCCGAUGUUAGGACAGGAGUCAUUGUUAACUUGGCUCUUCGUGCGGGCCAGUAUGCCACUAUUGCCAUGCGAGAGUUUAUGCAGGGCCCUCCCAGCAACGAGUUCUACUCCUCCGGGUAA
Symbiodinium natans is the source of this 1575-nucleotide messenger RNA. NCBI's taxonomy places the organism in Eukaryota, Dinophyceae, Suessiales, Symbiodiniaceae. The record is from the annotation of a GenBank genome assembly.